UCGAAAAUAGCAGAAUUGAGCAUUUUCAGUGUUAAAUGAGAAAAGUGAUGCUAAUUUCAAUAUACGCCUACAUAUUUGCACUUUUACAAUGCGCAAACGACUAUGGAUAUCUUUUAUAGAUAUUCUCCAUAUAUUUGGUAUCAAUGCACAUAUAUAAUGAAAGGACGUCCAGGCCAUAUGGAAGGUAUCGAUAUGAAUACAGCUCUAGCUGAACAAAGAAGAGAAGCAAGAAAAGCAAAAGCAUAAGAGCGGCGAUGGCGACAGAUUUCACCAGUAAGCGCUGAAAAUGUACGAGACAUCUCAUUGUCUUCUGAAUCAGAAGUGGAAGAAAUCACCUCGGACGAAGUAUUUACCGAUGAUGAAAAAGCCAGCAAAGCGGAGACAGCGAGUAAAAAAGGAAAUACAGUCGUGGUUGUAAAGAAGUAAUGACGGAAAAAUUAUCAAUUUUGCUAGAUAGGUGCAAAAUUUCUGAUAGAAAUGCUGGGCGAAUAAUUUUCGCAACAGCUGAAAGUCUGGGCUGUAAUGUCGAGGAAUUUGCACUUAGUAGAAGUGCUUUAAGAAAACGCAGAAUAUCCUUUCGAAGUCUACGGGCCGAGAAAAUCAAGGCGAGGUUUAAAAACUCAGACUUAGAGGGUAUUGUUGUUCAUUGGGAUGGAAAACUUUUACCAAACCUUCUUCAGAAAGAAUGUGCUGAACGGUUGGUAAUCUAGGUAAGCAAAGGAGACUAUGAACAACCACUGGGGGUCCCGGGAUUAGAAAAUUGCACAGGCGCCAGUCAGGCAGAAGCUGUUAGCGGUAGUCUAGAAGAAUGGGAUAUUCGCGAUAAAAUUGUUGGUAUGUGUUUUGAUACAACGGCUUCCAACACAGGACAAAUGAAAGGCGCAUGCACCUUGUUAGAAAAACAGCUAGGUAAAAGUUUGUUGUACUUAGCCUGCCGUCACAUUUUAGAAGUCGUUUUACGGUCAGUAUUUGAGUACAAAAUAGGAUCAACGACUGCUCCCCAACCUGACAUUUUUAGAAGAUUUCAAAUACAUUGGCCUAACAUAGAUCAGCCUAAAUACAUUGAAGGGGUACAGGAUGAUUCGGUAAAGAAGUCAGUGAAAGAGUUCGAAAAAGAGGUUUCGGAAUUUCUUCUCUUUCAGUUAACUGAAAAACAGCCGAGAGAUGAUUACUUAGAACUUAUUAAGUUAUGUUUAAUAUUUUUAGGAAAAGUCCCUUCUCACGAUGUUUCGUUUAACACUCCUGGUGCUUAUCAUCACGCCCGUUGGAUGGCAAAAGCCAUUUACUUUCUGAAAAUGUUCAUUUUUAGAGAACAGUUUUCUAUGUCCGAAGAGGAGUUCAGUUCACUAAAAGCUAUUUGUUUAUUUAUUGUUAAUUUGUAUGUGAAGAUGUGGUGUCAAGCUUCAAACGCAAUAAGUGCACCUAGUAAUGAUUUACAAUUUGUUCAGAAUGUAAUUAAGUACAGACGUAUUGAUCAAGGUGUAUCAGAUAAGGUAUUGGGAAAAUAUUUACUUCACCUGUGGUAUCUGAACCCGGAACUGAUUUGCCUUAGCUUAUUUGACAAAAAUGUUUCAAAUGAAAUAAAAAGCAAAAUGGCAAAAAAGAUUUUAUCGUACAGCAAUUUAACAGAAGAAGAACGGUCUUCAAGGAUAAUGAGGGUACAAGUUUCUGAAGAUGAAGCUGUAAACCUAUUUAAAAAUAUUUCGCUUCAGAACUUUGUUUUGGAUCAAAGCCUGGCCUUUUUCGAAUAUUUCAAAGUCAAAACUGAUUUUCUGACAGAAGACCCCAAGAAAUGGUCCGAAAGUAAAGACUUUUUGAAACUUCAAAGGUGCCGUGUCGUGCAGAGAGAGGGGUUAAGUUAAUUCAAGACUUCAAUAGUAUUCUUACAAAAGAUGAGGAGCAAAAACAAUUCCUGCUUCAGGUGGUAGCAGAUUGUCGUCGGCUUUACCCUGAUACUUCCAAAAGUACCCUUUCUCUACCCUUAUCUGAUGAAUGAUAUUGGAAAUAAUAAUAUAUAAAUACAUAUAUAAACAAAUUGAUAAAUUGUUUAUA
Molecule: messenger RNA, 2052 nt
Organism: Bactrocera tryoni
Lineage: Eukaryota; Metazoa; Arthropoda; Insecta; Diptera; Tephritidae
Exons: 3
Coding region: 837-1862 (341 amino acids)
Source: RefSeq, a predicted model, not a curated record